Messenger RNA from Nannospalax galili (Upper Galilee mountains blind mole rat), 5067 nucleotides. RefSeq names its product kringle containing transmembrane protein 1 (gene Kremen1). Gene Ontology annotation, cellular component: plasma membrane. Gene Ontology annotation, biological process: multicellular organism development; Wnt signaling pathway. The transcript is spliced from 9 exons. The annotation marks the transcript as partial. NCBI's taxonomy places the organism in Eukaryota, Metazoa, Chordata, Mammalia, Rodentia, Spalacidae. The record is from RefSeq and is a predicted model, not a curated record.
CCUGCGCCCAGCCCCGGUCUCGGCCCCGGACCUGAGUGUUUCACAGCCAAUGGUGCAGAUUACAGGGGAACACAGAACUGGACAGCAUUGCAAGGAGGGAAGCCAUGUCUGUUCUGGAAUGAGACUUUCCAGCAUCCAUACAACACUCUGAAAUACCCCAAUGGGGAAGGUGGCCUGGGUGAACAUAACUAUUGCAGAAAUCCAGAUGGAGACGUGAGCCCCUGGUGCUAUGUUGCUGAACAUGAGGAUGGUGUCUACUGGAAGUACUGUGAUAUUCCUGCCUGCCAGAUGCCUGGAAACCUUGGCUGCUACAAGGAUCAUGGAAACCCACCUCCUCUAACUGGAACCAGUAAAACGUCCAACAAACUCACUAUACAAACCUGCAUCAGUUUUUGUCGGAGUCAGAGGUUCAAGUUUGCUGGGAUGGAGUCAGGCUAUGCAUGCUUCUGUGGGAACAAUCCUGACUAUUGGAAGCAUGGGGAGGCAGCUAGCACGGAGUGCAACAGCGUCUGCUUUGGGGACCACACCCAACCCUGUGGUGGGGAUGGCCGGAUCAUCCUCUUUGACACUCUCGUGGGUGCCUGCGGUGGGAACUACUCAGCCAUGACAUCUGUGGUCUAUUCCCCUGACUUUCCUGACACCUAUGCCACUGGGCGGGUCUGCUACUGGACAAUUCGGGUUCCAGGAGCCUCUCACAUCCAUUUCAACUUCACCUUAUUUGAUAUCAGGGAUUCUGCAGACAUGGUGGAGCUGCUGGACGGCUACACCCACCAGGUCCUGGUCCGUUUCAAUGGAAGGAACCACCCACCCUUGUCCUUUAAUGUCUCUCUGGAUUUUGUCAUUUUGUAUUUCUUCUCUGAUCGCAUCAAUCAGGCCCAGGGAUUUGCUGUCUUAUACCAAGCCAUCAAGGAAGAGCCACCGCAAGAGAGGCCCACUGUCCACCAGACGCUGGAAGAGGUGAUCACAGAGCAAGCCAACCUCAAUGCCAGUGCUGCCCACUCCUCCAAAGUCCUCUAUGUCAUCACCACCAGCCCCAACCACCCGCCUCAGACUGUCCCAGGUAGCCAUUCCUGGGCACCAUCAGUUGGGGCCAGCGGCCACAGAGUGGAAGGAUGGACCGUCUAUGGCCUGGCAACCCUCCUCAUCCUCACAAUCACAGCUGUUAUUGCAAAGAUUCUUCUACAUGUCACAUUCAAAUCUCAUCGUGUUCCCACUUCAGGGGACCUUAGAGAGUGCCGUCAGCCAGGGACUUCUGGGGAAAUCUGGACCAUUUUUUAUGAACCUUCUACUACAAUUUCCAUCUUUAAGAAGAAGCUCAAGGGUCAGAGUCAACAAGAUGACUGUAAUCCCCUUGUGAGUGACUAAAACCCCACCAUGCCCAGGACUUGAGGCUCCUCUUUGAGCUUAAAGCUGCUGCAGUCAACCUCCCCUGAGGACUCUUUCCUGUUUCUUCCCUUUGGUCUCUUAGGGACACACUCCUACAGACUGGGAAGGGGCACCCUGCUUCAGGGGACCUGCACUUAACAUGGGUACAUAAGGCCCCAGAGCCUACCCUGCCCUGUGUGUCUCUGCGUCCCACUGGGGGUGUCAAGACUGUGGGGAUGAGCUGAAGAAGUCACAGCUGGCCCUGAUUCUAGAAGACUGUUAGGUGGUGGGUAGGUUUAGUAUAUGAUGAGUUUUUCUUGCUUCUUCUCUAUUUUGUCCACAUACAGGUCAGUUUCCCCUGGUCUUUACAGUUUGUAACAGGACCAGACUAAAAGAAUCCUCAGGGUCUCUUGAAGGCUGGCCUGGACCCUAUAAGUGUGGUCUCCCGGGCCCUAGCACCCCAAAGUGUGAGGAGGGCCAGUGUUCUGUGCUGACCCCAUAGCUUUGUUCUCUAAUGCUAAGAUGUGCCUCAUCUAACUUUGGGGGCCGAAGAAGAGGGUCAAACCCAAUAUCUUUUUUUUGUCUAGAGGCCUCUUUCCAAAGCUCAGUAACCUGCAGGGCAAGCCUGAGGACUUACAUAUUUUAAAAGUCACAGUUCACAUUCUAGGAAGCCUCUCAAGUCACUGUCCUGUCUGUGCAUCCCCUGCAACAUCUGAAACACUCUUUUGCUUAUCCAUGCAACAGACCAUGGGAAGCUUUGCAGACACACAGUAAACUGCUCGUGUAUUGGACUUACCUGGCCUGGCCCUCAAGCAGUUCAUAGCCCUGUGGAACCUGAACCAGGCCCAUCUCUGUCCUUCCAGCCAUGUCCCAGUUCAGAACCAGGAAUAUAAAGACUAUAGCCCAGAGCUGGGGCUGUAACUCAGCAGUAGAGGGCUGCCUUGUAUACAUGAGGUCCAAGGUUCAAUCUCUGAUACUGCUUUUAAAAAAUACUGUAGCAUAACCUGUGGGCAGAAUCCUGUGAGACAUGGGGCCUGUGGUCCCUUCAUAAGGUGUCUCCUAUUUUAAAAGAUAAAAACUACCAUGAGGGCUGUGUGCUUCUUAAGGGGAUAGAGUGUGGUUAGGAGUGACUGUGAAGAAGGAGAGGGCUCUUGUCUUGCCCCAUUGCUUUGUCCCUCACACUGGGAGGCAGACUACAGAGGUUGGCACAAAGAGAAGGCAAGGCUUGGGAACUGAAUACUCCAAGGAUAGGCCAGAAGAGUGAAAGCUCCAGCUGCAGUGGUUACCCAUUGUGAGAGGAAGGGCCAUCUCCAACUGAGGUCCCACAGUCUGGAAGUGGCUUUUGUCCACAGCAACUGAGAGGAACAGCCUGUGCCCUGAAGGCUGGGCCUGGACCUUGGUCAGUGUAUGGCUCCCCUGCCAGCACUUGGAUCUUGGUGUUUGUUGGGCUUCCCUGGGUACCCUCCUUGGAACAUGGUGCCUACCUCCCUAGUCUUUAAGUCACUGUCAUGGGCCCUUUGUAGAAUUCAAGUAACCCAUCUGCAUCUGGCUGCUCCCAGGAGAGAGGGUUGUGUGGGGCAGCCGGGAAGCAUCCUCAGGGAGAGGCAACAGGAGUGCAGAAGAGGUGAUGACCAGAGCUGAUGGGUAGAGGGACAACUGGAGGAGAGAAACAACGCAGGUGGCCAGGGUGCUGACCCAGCUCCUGUGAGAAGCCUGCUGGGUGACAGAGAGCUGGGUGCCAUUUCCACCCUUUGAUCUGGAAAGAGUGGUCAGUCUGGAGCAGCUCUCCACAGGCUCCUGGGUCUGAAGACGCACUUCCCCCUCCCUAGGAAGAUCACUGGAAAUAGGCUGACAGGAGCAGUUUCCGCUCCAGGAUAUUCAUGAUUUUUUGUGGAAUCUCCUCUGAGAUCAAGUGUUGGGUGUGUAGAGUCACAGAAGGCCAUGUGCACAGUACAGAGAGAACAUGGGAUCUAUCCCAGUCUCUGAUCACUGGCCCCAGCUUCCCUCAAGCUGCCACCCACCUGCUUCAUCACAGCCCAGGCACAGGAAGCCAAGCCCCAGUGUGCUGGCAGCUGCAGCUGGAGCAGCCAUUUCUCCGAGUCCCCAGGAAGGGCAGUGGACAUGCCCACGCUUCUCUUGCUGCUGGCCUGGGCACAGCCCAGCAUUCCAGAAUCUACUUCCUCUCUGGGAAGCAGCCCCAGGAAACACAAGCCCACCUCAGGAAACUGUGGAGCAGUGGUAAGGUCUGUAAAUCACCAAGGCCACACCUCUAGCAAUGACAGACACAGCCUCAGUUACAACCUGUCAACAGCAUGCCACAGAGGACUCUUCUGCAGGUAAAUACUGAGAGGCAGAUCCCAAAGAAAGAGCUGAGGUACUCUUCCAGGAGCAGGAGGAAAGAAGCACUUCUUCUGAAGAGAGGCAGGUGGAGGUGAUCCUGAAGAAACCUAACAGUGCAGAAGACUGGCAGGGCCCAGCUGCUUGCUCCCACUUGGCCCUUCUGAGACAGCAGGUUGAGGCCCAGGGUGUCUUGUGCUCUUCCCCACUUGUCUCUUUGCUUAUAAAACAGAGACUGAGUAGGAAGGCCGGUACCUUUCCCCAUAUCAGUCAAGAUGGGGCUGAGGCCUCUUGGACUUCUCAAGUAUGAGCUCUGGCCUCAGACUUAUCAGCCAUAAGCUCUCCAAGAGCAAAGCCUUGGCAAGUACAGCUGACCUGGCUUCAGGGCAAACCUAUGCGAUAUGUCUAGGCCUGGCACCAUCCCAUUCCCCACUGCCAGCCCAGGCAACACUCCUCCUGACCCUCCUCAUUGGCCACUGAACUGACACCAUCAGGGCUCACACAGGCUGUCACCCAACCCUGGGGCAGUCCACAUUCAAACUUCAAGAGCACUUAGAAGCAGAUGGCCUCUAGGCCCUGUCAACCUCUCUCCUGGGGCCACGCUAGGUAUCACUAAGACAGCCCCUCCACUGCCCUCCAUGGUAACCUGGUACCUCUUGGGUUUAGAAUCUCCUAUCUGGUGUUUGAUGUCUGCUUUCAUUACUACCUUGGGAAUUGUUAACCUUCUGAUAGUUUCCUUUGGUGUCUUUGUUUACCUUCCUCAUUGUUCUACCUCCUGGCUACAUCUCAGCCUAGCUGCUCUGGUGGGUGUGGGGGUGUCAGACCUGCCAGUUGUACCCCCAACCCUGAGCUGCAGGGCCUGGAGGUAGGCAAGCUUCACCCUCUGCCCACAGAACCUGGGGGUCUUUGCACAGGCUCUGUUUUACCAUGUUGGAGCUGAGCACACUGGCGAAGGCAGAAGUAGAACAGAGAGGACAGUCAGGUGAAUCUCCCGCUUCAGAGGGAAGGAAGAACUUUCCUGCCUGCACAGGGAGCUGCCAUCCCUGUAGCUUUUGUGACACCAAGACCUUCCCAUUUCCAAACUCACCCUCCAGCAGGGAUUUGACUUUGGACAAGGCUUUUUUUGUAAACAUGCUCUUAAUAUACAACUUUGAGAAUAAAAUAGAAACAUCAUGUAUUUUAAAAUAUAAAGGUGUGAUGCACUGUAUACAAUUUAAUAUAUAUUUUUAGGAUUUUGUUAUUUAAGAAAAUGGAAUGUAAUGGUACUUAGCUUUUGAAAAAGAGAGAAAAUGUUAUUUUUACUGUUUGGAAAAAAUAAAUAUUCUCAUUGUUGUAGAAACACCAGUGGGCCCUAGCCUGUCAUUU